Trifolium pratense (red clover) is the source of this 2980-nucleotide messenger RNA. RefSeq names its product 1-aminocyclopropane-1-carboxylate oxidase homolog 1-like. The transcript has 3 exons. The coding region runs from base 157 to 1089 and encodes 310 amino acids. The record is from RefSeq and is a predicted model, not a curated record. NCBI's taxonomy places the organism in Eukaryota, Viridiplantae, Streptophyta, Magnoliopsida, Fabales, Fabaceae.
AUAGUUGAAGGUAAAUCACAUGUGCUAUGUCAGACACCAGACACGUUUUCAAUCAGAAGUGUCGGUGCUACAUAAUACAUAUCACAUAAUGGAUGCAGAUCCACAAAGAGAUUUAAACUUGAAAAACUGUAUCCACAACAGUGAUAAGGAAAAAAAAUGGAAAUCUCUAAAAACAAUGAAACUUCAGUGACAACAAAACAUGACUAUGAUAGAGCAAGUGAGCUCAAAGCAUUUGAUGAAACAAAAGAUGGUGUUAAAGGACUUGUUGAUGCUUCUGUCACAAAAAUUCCUCGCAUGUUCCAUCAUAAAUUCGAUAAGGAUUCAUCUUCAACUUCAAGCAACAUCACCAAACUUGAUGUUCCAUCUGUUGAUCUUGUUGAUAUUCAUCAAGAUCCAACAAGAAGGAAAAUAGUUGUUGAGAAAAUUAGAGAAGCAUCUGAGAAAUGGGGUUUCUUUCAAAUUGUUAAUCAUGGAAUUGAAGUGAGUGUUUUGGAUGAGAUGAAGAAUGGAGUGAUUAGAUUCUUUGAGCAAGAUUCUGAAGUGAAACGGGAACUAUACUCGUGUGAACAUUUGAGGCCUUUGGUUUAUAAUAGCAACUAUGAUCUUUAUAGUUCACCUGCUGCUUGUUGGAGGGAUACCUUUUAUUGUUUUAUGGCUCCGAAAUUUCCAAAACCAGAAGAUUUGCCAUCAGUAUGCAGAGAUAUAAUGCUGGAAUACACAAAACAAGUUAUGAAACUGGGAAAUGUAUUAUUUGAGUUAUUAUCAGAAGCACUUGGACUGAAUCCAAACUAUUUAGGUGAAAUGAGAUGCAAUGAGGGACUUGCAAUUGUUUGCCAUUACUAUCCUUCUUGUCCUGAACCAGAACUGACUUUGGGAUUAACCAAACAUACUGAUAAUGACUUUAUCACUGUCCUUCUACAAGAUCAUAUUGGUGGCCUCCAAGUUCUUCAUGAAAAUAGUUGGGUUGAUGUAUCACCUGUUCCUGGUGCUCUAGUCAUCAACAUUGGUGAUCUUCUACAGCUUAUAACAAAUGAUAGAUUCAAGAGUGUUGAACACAGAGUACUUGCAAAAGGAACUAAAAGGUUAUGAUAAUUCUGUACAGGUUAUGAUAAUUCAUCCUCAAAACUCUAUGGACCUAUAAAGGAACUAAAAGAAAAACAUAAAUCAUUUGAUUACGCUCAUAAAGAAAAACAGGGAAACAAAAACAAAAAAGAAAACAUAAAUCAUUCUCUAAGGAAGAAUGUUUCAGUCAAGUCGCUCAUAAGAAGAUCAACGGUGCCUUCAAGUGGAGAAGCAUGAAUUGAAAGAUCAACAUUUGAUUACGCUCCAAGCUUGGCUAAGAAAUCAGCACAUUGGUUAUCUUGUCUGAGGGUGUGGCUAAGAGUAACAAUACUUUGGGAAAGCAAAUCCUUUAUGUCUUGGAUCAACGCAAUAUAUACAUGAAACUUGACGGAGGGACAUUGAAUAAGGUUAUGCAGAGUAAUGAAUCCGAGUAGCAAACCAGCUCAUCAAUUGCCAAUUCUUUUCCUACACCAACUUUUUCCACUUGAGUGCCAAUUGAGAAAUAGUCUUUGUAGAGGACCCAUCUUCUUUGACUGCAUUAGAAGCAGCUUCUUUUAACUCCUUCAUAUUUUUGCGCAAAUUCUCGCCUUCUUCUCCUUCCAUGAGACACUUGAUCACCUUAGCAACCUCGACCCUUUCCACAAUGUCAUUUUCAUUAACUUUUGGCCUUAAUCCCACUUUCAUGCCUUCACUCAACAAAACCGCAUUCAUUUUCUGCUCAGCAAAUAGAGGCCAUGUGAUUAUUGGUACACCAUGCACCACACUCUCGAGGAUUGAAUUCCAGCCACAAUGAGUCAAGAACCCACCAAUUGAUCGGUGACUAAGGAUUUGAAUCUGGGGUGCCCAUGAUCGAAUCACAAAACCUUUCUCCUUGUUUCUCUCCAAAAACCCGGAAGGUAAAAAUUGCAAAGGGUCAAUAUCAUUUUGUGCCGAAAGAUAUGCAGCAUCGACUGAACUACUUGGUGCUCUUACUACCCAUAAGAACUUAUGAUUACUCAACUCCAAACCCAAAGCCAGCUCAACAAUUUGUUCCUCUGAAAGUGUACCCCCACUCCCAAAAGACACAUACAAAACUGAACAAGAUUGUUGUUUGUCCAACCAUGACAGACACUCCAACCCUUUAGCAUCAACAUAACUUGUUAUUGUUUGGAUGAUUGGUCCAACAGGAUAAACAGAAGGGUUGCCCUCAUUAAGUGCUUUUAUAGGACCCCUUUCCAUUUCUAAGAAGCUAUUAACAAGAAUACCAUCCGCAAUACGAUAAAGCUUAACUAUUUGAAGGAAAUGUUUGUAAUCUUGACUUGAUCUAUCUUGAAGAUGGGUAGAGAGAUCCCUCCCAUGAAGUGGUACACAACCUGGUAAUUUUAUAGGCUUUGGUAGAUCUUUGAACUCACAUAACGUUUCCUCAUCCAACUUAGGCAAAUAGAAGCUCAAAGACAGUGUAGUAGCUGAUACAGGGGAGUAUAUAUAGGAUAACAUAUUCAAUUCCUUAGCAAAGACUAGUGCUUUAACAGCUAAAGGAUCAACCACCAAGGCCACAAGGGGAGCCCUUAUAGAUAAGGAGUUCAAGGCCUGAUUUAAAUAAGGUAGAGAGUGAAGAAUUGUGAGUUGAAUGCUCUCUAUGACAGAACUCCCUUGUGGUAGGUCAUUGGGGUUCAAAGGUGGAAGAAAAGUGUAGUUGAUGUUUGAUGGAAGAGUUUGAAGGAUAGAUUUUGAGGCACUUGAGGGAGACCCAAGUGUGGGAAUGAAACAUGUGACAUGAAUGUCUGGAUGGAGUUGAACAAGUUGCUUGGAAAAAUGAAGAAUAGGCACUAAAUGGCUAUGCCCAACACCUGGAACAACUGCAAUGUGAACUGUUUUCUCCAUGGAAAUUUGUUGUUUAGUACAGCUUAUCUUGUUAAGUGCUUUUGUGUUUUGUGUA